AGCGUUAUCCGAAAUGGCAUACCUUACCUUUUCGUAGACGACUUGAAGAUAAUCUACAGCUUUUCUCGUGCAGCACUAGCACAAGGUUUCUACUGAAUACAAGAAGAUAUGAAGAGAAUAUUCACGUAGAGCGUGACCUGUGUGCUCCCUCUAAACUCAAAUGAAAGUGGCAUCCUCCAUUUCACUAAAUCCCACCCAGAAGUAACACUGUAGUGGGCGUUGCUGAUAACAACGGAUAUAAGUAGUAUUGGCGUCGCUGCCUUAGGACGUGAUGAAGAUCCCAUAGCCUGCAGAGUUCCAGGAUGUAGACAUCAAGGUUUCCCUCAAGGACCUCUAGGCGGUAGCGGAGCUUGUGGGGGUUCGGGAUCCGGGGGCGAAGGUCGUGGUGCUGGGGACGUUGCUGAGGGGCAGAGCGAAAGCAGUCUAUGACGGGGUGGAACGUGGUGACGGGGAGGAGACCUGAAGGGAAUGGUUCAGCGCUUGAAGGUGGAGUUCGACGGCUCGGCGGACAGGGAGCAGGCGAUGCAGCAGUUCCGCAGCGUGAAGCUGGGAAUAGAUGAAGAUCCGCUGGUGCUGGCUGUGAGGCUGACCAAAAUAAUUCGACGAGUGCUUCACACGUUAAAUGAGGAAGCCCAACAACAGUUGCUGACAGCAUAGUUCACUGAGAGUGUCCCGAAUGCCAUUGCCCACCAGUUACGACUAGUCAAUGCAGCAUUAAAUCCCAGUGACCAGCCAGGUAACGAUAACAUUCAUCACACGGCGAAUACCAUGUCACUUGGAACAAGAAGUUGGGCGCCAGGUUCAGGAAAUGCUAGAUGAAGGUAUUAUUGAAGAGGCUGACAGUCCAUACAGUUCUUCAGUACUUUUAGUAAGAAAGUCAAAUGGGAAAUAUAGAUUCUGCGUGGACUUCCGGGAGUUAAAUAGCAUAACGCAGCUGAAGCCAUGUGCCAUGCCGACGAUAGCGGAGACACUGGAUCGUUUGCAGAAUGCGAAAGUAUUUACAGUUCUGGACCUCCACUCGGGCUACUGGCAGCUACCAAUAAAAGACAGUGGUAAAGAGAAAACAGCAUUUAUUGUGGGCAAGGAGCAAUACCAAUUCAAGCGAAUGCCAUUUGGUCUGGCAGGGGCGCCCUUUACAUUUAGACGAUUGAUGAUGUUGUUGCUGAAGAAUCUAGAGAACGUAGAGGUGUACGGCGAUGACCUGGUGGUGUACAGCCAGACGGAGGCAGAACACAUAGAAUACCUUGAAGCUGUUUUGAGACGUAUCGAUGAGUUUGGACUCCGCAUCAAUAAGACAAAAUCUCAAGUAGCCAAGAGGAGUGUUACGUUGCUAGGACACAAAGUUGGAAACGGCGAAAUAAAACCACUACCCGAGAAAAUUCUGACAGUCAGAACUAUUCCAGUGCCGAAUUCCAAGAGGAAACUGCGACAAUUCUUGGGUAGAGCAGCAUUCUACAGUCGGUUCCUCAAAAAUUUCAAUGAGAUAGCAGCACCGUUAUAUAAGCUACUGGGCAACCCCAAAUUUGUGUGGACGGAGGAGGCACAAAAAACAUUUGAUCACAUCAAAGAACUCCUAAAUGACCAGGAGAUGACGUUAAAACUACCAAUACCUGGUAGGCCAUUUAUCGUGUCCACCGAUGCAAGUGAUUAUGGAAUAGGGGCAGUCCUGAGACAGACUGAAGGAGUAGUGGAGUAUGCCAGCCGCGUUCUAACACCAGCAGAACAGAAAUAUUCUACAAUGGGAAAGGAAUGUCUAGCGAUAGUUUGGGCCCUGGAGAAGUGGAGAUCGUACCUCCUCGGUCAACGAUUCCAUAUUGAAACGGAUCAUGAACCUCUACAGUGGCUUAAGACAGCGAGAGACCCCAGAGGAAAAUUAUCACGUUGGGUGUUACGACUGCAAGAAUAUGACUUCACCAUCGGCCAUGUGGCAGGGAAAGAAAACUGGUUGGCAGACUUCUUAUCAAGAUCUGACGAAGAAAAUGAGCUACCUGAGAUCGCAUACGGCGUACAUGCAGUGGAAUGGAACCCGUUAAGACUUAUUCGCCUUCAGAAGUCGGGCCCGACACUGAAAGAAGUGAUCAAAGCCAUAACUGAAGGGACAGAGACACAAACGUCUGUGAGAGAUAAAGAGUUGAGAACGUUGUUGACGCAGAAAGAACGCCUACGGAUGAAUACUUAUGGAAUGCUAACGUGGCGAGAAAAUGACGGAAGCUGGUUGGCAGUGAUUCCGAAAUGUCUACGCAACAAAAUGAUACAAGAAUGCCACCAGUUAGCUCAUACAGGUGUCUCACGGACAGCUGACCUUCUCAGACAAAGUGCAUACUGGCCAGGUAUGAGAGAGGAUGUUGCCAAAUACGUGCUGGGGUGUCCUCAUUGUCAACUGAUGAAAGGUGAUCGGUAUGUACGGCCGCCACUGCAGUCGAUUCCAGUAGCAGCGGUUGGUGACCUGUGGUCGGUGGACGUAAUGGGACCAUUUCCGCAGACACCUAGUGGCAACCAAUACCUGUUGGUGAUGACGGAGCAUGCUACACGAUGGGUAGACGCUGUCGCGAUUCCUGAUCAACGCGCGAAGACAGUGACCGCAGCGGUGAUGCGGCAUAUUAUCGCGGAUCACGGUGUGCCGAAGAUGAUACUGACCGACCAAGGUCCUUGUUUUGAGAGUGAAGAAUUUAAAUCCUGUUUGGAGCAGCUUGAUAUCAAGAGGAUAAGAACGACGCCGUACCACCCACAGACUAACGGUUUGACAGAACGGAAUAACCGUACACUGAAGGAGUGGCUAGCUUCGAAAGGAGGAAAUUGGGAGACGGAACUGCCGUUAGUAUUAUUAGCUCAUCGUGCCUCGGUACAAGGAACAACCAAGAAGUCGGCGUUCCAGUUAAUGUAUGGCAGGAAACCACGGCUCCCGAUACAUAGUAAGACCUGGCCCCAACAACAGCCUUGGAACAUGACAAGAUUGAGAGAGGAGCGGAAACAGGCUAUCAGGAAUGUGGAACGAAAGCAGAAGGCUGAUGCUGAAAAAUCUGAGCAGAGAGAAGGAAGUAAAUGGAAACCAUUUGAGGUUGGAGAUCAGGUGAAAUGUAAAGAACGAGGAUAUACGUCAGGAGGUGAGUAUGGCAGAAGGAAACUACUUCCGAAGUGGAAGGACCAUACAUCAUUACCGAGAGACGCGGUUCAAUUUAUACCAUCAAACAAGGGAACAAAGAGAAAAGAGUAAACGCCAGCCUACUUCAAAAAUGGAAGCAGUGGAAAAAAGACGAAACAGCGAGUGAAAACCAAGAGAAGACAGCACCAAGACGAUCAACACGGUUGCAAGCCCGGAAUUUUGAGGGGGGGACGAGUGUAGUGGGCGUUGCUGAUAACAACGGAUAUAAGUAGUAUAUAUCGAGAGGGUGGCAGGAAUCAUAGGGAAUUACCGGCAAUGGGUAAGGUUUCUGCCAAGAGCAACGCAGGGGAAAACACAGGCGUAUUACAGGGGAUGCUGCUGAUAAGAGUGUAUGAAGAGCCGGUCAAGAGCAAAUCAAGACAGGAACGGAGAGGAAACGAAGACAUUUGCAAAUGGCUGCGUUAGUGCAAGGAGUAUCAUAUGUAACCACUACCAUUCCGAUUGUUCAUAAUGCACAUUUUCC
This is a messenger RNA of Heterobilharzia americana, 3626 nucleotides long. The record is from the annotation of a GenBank genome assembly. Lineage: Eukaryota; Metazoa; Platyhelminthes; Trematoda; Strigeidida; Schistosomatidae.